Molecule: messenger RNA, 936 nt
Organism: Triticum turgidum subsp. durum (durum wheat)
Lineage: Eukaryota; Viridiplantae; Streptophyta; Magnoliopsida; Poales; Poaceae
Source: the annotation of a GenBank genome assembly
AUGGCAGCGACCUCCUCCGCCUCCUACGCCGUCGCGGUCGCUCUCCUCUGCCUGCUCGCCGCCUAUGGCUGCUGCGGCUGCCCUGGACCCACACCUGCCCCCGCUAUCCCCAGCCCCGUCCCCGUUAUGCCUCCACCUGCCCCCGUUACCCCCAGCCCCGUCCCCGUUACACCUCCACCUGCGCCCGCUACCCCCAGCCCAGGCUCCGGCUCCGGCAGCACCAACGGCUCCUCCGACGGCUGGCUGGACGCGAGGGCCACCUGGUACGGCGCCCCCGAUGGCGCCGGGCCGGACGACAACGGUGGCGCGUGCGGGUUCAAGAACGUGAACCUGCCUCCGUUCAACGCCAUGACGUCGUGCGGCAACGAGCCGCUCUUCAAGGACGGCAAGGGAUGCGGCUCCUGCUACCAGAUAAGGUGCGUGGCUCACGCUCAUCCGGCGUGCUCCGGCGUCCCAGAGACGGUGAUCAUCACGGACAUGAACUACUACCCGGUCGCCCGCUACCACUUCGACCUCAGCGGCACUGCGUUCGGCGCCAUGGCCAAGGACGGCCGCAACGACGAGCUCCGCCACGCCGGCAUCAUCGACAUGCAGUUCAAGAGGGUGCCAUGCCAGUACCCGGGGCUGUCGGUGACGUUCCACGUGGAGAAGGGGUCGAACCCCAACUACCUGGCGAUCCUGGUGGAGUACGGGAACGGCGACGGCGACGUGGCGCAGGUGGACCUCAUGGACGGCGGCGAGACGACGGGGGCCUGGAGGCCGAUGAGGCACUCGUGGGGCUCCAUCUGGCGCCUGGACACGCGCCGCCCGCUGCGGGGGCCCUUCUCGUUGCGGGUCACCAACGGGUCCGGCAGGUCGCUCGUCGCCGACCAGGUCAUCCCCGCGAGUUGGCAGGCCGACGCCGCGUACAGCUCCGACGUCCAGUUCGAUGAUUGA